This is a messenger RNA of Malassezia pachydermatis, 2316 nucleotides long. Its product is annotated as cef1-required during g2 m transition. The transcript has 3 exons. Bases 1 to 2316 code for a protein of 771 amino acids. Gene Ontology annotation, cellular component: Prp19 complex; spliceosomal complex. NCBI's taxonomy places the organism in Eukaryota, Fungi, Basidiomycota, Malasseziomycetes, Malasseziales, Malasseziaceae. Gene Ontology annotation, biological process: mRNA splicing, via spliceosome. The record is from RefSeq and is a predicted model, not a curated record.
AUGGUGCGCGUCGUCAAGGGCGGCGUGUGGAAGAACACCGAAGAUGAGAUUCUCAAGGCGGCCGUAUCCAAAUAUGGAAUGAACCAAUGGGCUCGUAUUUCUUCGCUGCUCGUCCGCAAGACACCAAAGCAGUGCAAAGCUCGAUGGUACGAGUGGCUCGAUCCCUCGAUCAAGAAGAUCGAGUGGUCUCGUGAGGAAGAUGAAAAGCUCUUGCAUAUGGCGAAACUCAUGCCGACGCAAUGGCGGACCAUUGCCCCAAUUGUAGGACGUACAGCCACGCAGUGCUUGGAACGCUAUCAACAACUCCUAAACGAUGCCGAGUCGCAGGAUUCAGAACUAGGUCUGACUGGGCCUGGUGAAGAAGCAGGUCCUAGCGCCGAUCAGGUGCUCAAGCUUCGCCCUGGUGAGAUUGAUCCUGACCCAGAGUCGCGCCCAGCGAAGCCGGAUCCUGUGGAUAUGGACGAAGACGAAAAGGAGAUGCUAUCCGAAGCGCGAGCUCGUCUCGCGAAUACCGAGGGAAAGAAGGCCAAGCGAAAGGCACGCGAACGUGCGCUCGAUGAAUCACGUCGUCUUUCUACGCUGCAAAAGCGACGUGAACUCCGAGCUGCUGGUAUUCUAGCCAAAGGCAAGGCAAAGUCCGCAGGCAUUGACUACAAUGCUGAAAUUCCCUUUGAAAAACAGCCUGCGCCAGGUUUCUACGAUACGACAGAAGAGUUGGCGAAGACAUAUGAAGAGCCGAUGCGUCGUACCUUGCAACAGAUGGAGCCAGGCGCACAGCAAUCCGAUGAGGAAGCCCGAAAACGACGGGAGCGGGCGAUGAACAAGCCUGCACGUCACGAAGAGGCGCUCAAGAGGAUGCGUGAAGCGGAGCAGGUCACAAAGCGACGCAAGCUUGCCCUGCCGGAGGCGCAAGUGGGUGAACGUGAGUUGGAGCAGAUUGUCAAGCUGGGUCAGGCUAGCGAGGCCGCGCGGGCGUUGGUCGACCACCAGGAUGGUGCAGCGACGGAAGGCUUGCUAAGCCACUAUGCGCCCAUGGAAGCGACGGGCCGUGCAGACGCACCUACGCCCACCCCUAUGCGUACAACGGAUGCCCUCGUGCGUGAGGCGCGUGAACUGCAUCAACGGACCAUCACACAGACGCCCUUGCUAGGCGGUGACAAUGCCCCUUCGAUGGCGCCGCCGCCAAGUGUGGGUAUGGAUGCCACGCCGCGGGCGUCGCAGGUGCCUGCUACGCCGUAUCGUGAUGUCCUUGGCCUGCAGGAAGCUGGCUUGGCUGCGCCUCCGACGCCACGCGAUGCCAAGUCUCUCGCACGCAUGGCCAAACAUUCGCUUUUGUCUAGCCUCGCUUCCUUGCCGGCGCCGAAGAACGACUUUGACAUCGUCGUAGAUGCAGCACCUGAAGUGACGGACACAACGACCGAGCCGUCGAUCCCUGAAGAUGCGACGAUCCGUGAUGCACGGGAGCAGCUCUUGGCCGAGGAAGAGAAGGUUCGCGAAUUUGCGCGACGAUCACUUGUCGUGCAGCAGUCGUUGCCGCGUGCAAAGGAGGUGGAUACAGAGGCCUUGUUGCCAUUGCUAGCGUCUUUGCGCACGUCCACGUCUGAUGCGCAGCGCUUGGUGGAUGAAGAAGCUGUGCGUCUUAUGGUCCAUGAUUCGAAAGUGUUCCCUGUCCCUGGUAGUCGGUAUGGCGGGGGCGUACGUCAUGCCCUUGCGGAGGUGUCUGAUGAGCGUUUGGCAGCGGCACGUGCCUUGGUCCAGGCGGAAGUUGCCACGUCGCUCGGUUACCCCGGCGCCAAACCAGAGGUGUGUCGUACAAUGAUCGAGGCGCAGGCUGCAUCGCUUGAGCGUGUCUAUGCUACGCGCCCCCCUGCCAUGUGGCCCCAAGCGGAUGACUCUUCGCUCUCGCAUGCUGAGAAAAUGCAAGGUGCUCAGGCGCGCUUUACCGCGCUGCAGGCGCGCAUGAACGAGGUGGCCACGAUGGCUGUGAAAGGAGAAAAAACACUGGGCAAGCUGCUGGGUGGCUACCAAGCGCGCUCACGUAUGCUAGCGGGACGUAUUCGAGAUGCAGCUACGGCGCAGUCGGAAGGCCUGGUUCGGCUUGCAGCAUUGGAGCGUCUGGCUACAAGUGAGCCGGCUGCCGGGCAGGACCGCUAUGAGCGAUUGCAAGAAGAUGUGUCGCGCUUGCAAGCCGCAGAACGUCUUGCACAGAUGGAGUACAAAGAGCUUGACGCACAGCGGGCCGAGGCGCAGGAAGACUACGAAGCAUGCCAAACCGAGCUGGAGAUGCGGCGUGCUGAGAUGGCACUGGCGGCAUAG